Messenger RNA from Caenorhabditis briggsae, 843 nucleotides. It is a transcript of the gene Cbr-srg-48, whose product is annotated as Protein CBR-SRG-48. NCBI's taxonomy places the organism in Eukaryota, Metazoa, Nematoda, Chromadorea, Rhabditida, Rhabditidae. The record is from RefSeq and is a predicted model, not a curated record. Gene Ontology annotation, molecular function: transmembrane signaling receptor activity. The transcript is spliced from 3 exons. Gene Ontology annotation, cellular component: membrane. Gene Ontology annotation, biological process: sensory perception of chemical stimulus. The coding region runs from base 1 to 843 and encodes 280 amino acids.
AUGUACCUCAUAUCCAAGAUUUGGCUUGGAUAUGGGCUCAUUUCGGUUUUCUUCUCUGCAUUUCUUGUCUUUGUUAUAUAUACCAGUCCACUUUCCAAUCAAUCCUUCUAUCGUCUCAUCGUAAUUCAUCUGGUAAUUGUCAUCCUAAGUUGGAUAAAUUCAUGGCCAACUCGAGUCGUUUGGACUGAAGAUGCACCAUAUUUCGCUAAAGCUCUCUAUGACCACACUCCAAGACUGUUUAGCUUGUUUAUGUUUCUCGGAAUCGCAUUUUGUCAUAUCCAAUCGUGGAGUUCUAUCGUGAUCUGUGUGAAUAGAUUGAGAACUGCAAAUCCAGAGAAAUACGAGGAGAGAAACAAGUGGUGGAAUCGUUGGUUUAUUCUGAUCUAUAUAAUUGUUAUAGUCUUGUCUCUACUUGCUGCCCACUAUUUGGCCAUUACUCCAACUGUUCGAUUUUAUGAGGAAACUGGAAAAUUUGGUUAUGUUAUAUGGGAUCUGGCGGAUGGAAUCAUGCAAAUUUUCUUUCUCGUAGUUUUCCUCGGUCUUUAUAUUCUGAUAAGUCUUAUCUUCGGAUGCAUCGCAGUCUGUAAAAUCAAAAAACAUCAAGAUGGAGAAUUUCAUCACUCGUCACUGGUCACUCUCGUUCACAUUUUCCUUCGUGUAUUCUGCCUCACUCUUCUUCUUUGCUCAUUCCUUUUACAAGUUGAAGACUUCACAGUGGAAAUGAUGAUCACUAUUUUUGAUUUAAUGACCUUCUCCAUGACAUACAUUAUUUUGUUCUAUGAUGAGAGUGUUCGAGAGGCUAUUAGAAGCUCGUGUACUUCCGGAACCGUCGAUGGGAGAUAA